Molecule: messenger RNA, 905 nt
Organism: Brienomyrus brachyistius
Lineage: Eukaryota; Metazoa; Chordata; Actinopteri; Osteoglossiformes; Mormyridae
Gene: psmb4
Product: proteasome 20S subunit beta 4
Exons: 7
Coding region: 11-787 (258 amino acids)
Cellular component (GO): proteasome core complex
Source: RefSeq, a predicted model, not a curated record
AGUUUUCAAAAUGGAUUCUAGCGGAAUGAAGCUUAGUUUUUGGGAGAAUGGGCCGAAACCCGGUCAACUUUAUUCAUUUCCAGGGAAUAACAGCAGUACAGUACCUGGAUGUGGACCCGUUCGUCAUACGUUAAACCCGAUGGUAACAGGUACGUCUGUACUGGGCGUGAAGUUUACCGGUGGGGUGAUCAUCGCCGCCGACAUGCUGGGCUCCUAUGGCUCGCUGGCCCGCUUCCGCAACAUCUCCCGCCUGAUGAAGGUCAACGACAGCACCAUCCUGGGUGCUUCUGGGGACUACGCAGACUACCAGUACCUGAAGCAAAUCAUUGAACAGAUGGUGAUUGAUGAGGAGCUUUUGGGUGAUGGUCACAGCUACAGUCCCAAAGCCAUCCAUUCCUGGCUGACCAGGGUGAUGUACAAUAGACGCUGUAAGAUGAACCCCCUGUGGAACACUGUAGUCAUAGGUGGAUUCUACAAUGGAGAAAGUUUCCUUGGCUACGUGGACAAGCUGGGAGUGGCCUAUGAGGCUCCCACAGUGGCAACCGGGUUUGGUGCCUACCUGGCUCAGCCCCUAAUGAGGGAGGUGGUGGAGAACAAGGUGGAGAUAACAAAGGAUGAAGCAAGAGAACUAAUCGAGCGCUGCCUGAAAGUGCUGUAUUACCGUGAUGCUCGCUCCUACAACAGGCAUGAAAUUGCCAUUGUCACGGAAGCUGGGGUAGAGAUUCUUGGGCCUUUAUCAUCAGAGACAAAUUGGGAGAUUGCCCAGAUGGUCAGUGGCUUCGAGUGAAUCCUGAUUGGCCGCCAUGAACACUCUUCUUACUCACCCUCACUGCAAUGUUCUAGCUCCCUCACCAUGUAAUCAGUUUAAUCUUUUGUAAAAGGAAAUAAAAUAUGUACACAUUAAA